CUCCAUCUCGACGUGUGCAGAAGUCCUUAUAGUCCCAGGGCCUGUUUCCUGUAGCAGCUCCGUAUUGCUGGAGAAGAAGAAAAGUGCCCGAGAUCCUUUCAGGAUAUUUGGUUUUUUGGGCGCGACACAAAUCGAGGUGAGGGAAGAGAAGAAAAUCCCCUGAAUCCCUGCAGGAUUACUUUAUUCAAAAACGAAAUAAAAAAUACUCAAUAUGCAAAAGUCUUGUGAAGAAAAUGACAUGCCAAAGGCAGAGGAAGACCGCCCUUUGGAAGAUGUACCACAGGAGGCAGAAGGAAAUCCUCAACCUUCUGAAGAAGGUGUAAGCCAGGAAGCAGAAGGAAACCCCAGAGGAGGGCCGACUCAGCCUGGCCAGGGAUUUAAAGAGGAUACACCCGUUAGGCAUUUGGACCCUGAAGAAAUGAUAAGAGGAGUAGAUGAGCUUGAAAGGCUUAGGGAAGAGAUAAGAAGAGUGAGAAACAAGUUUGUGAUGAUGCAUUGGAAGCAAAGACAUUCACGCAGCCGUCCUUAUCCUGUGUGCUUUAGGCCUUGAAUUCAUUUUUGCCUAAUAUUAAAAUCUGGCCCCAGCUUUCUUUCUGUUAGCAUUUUUUGAUGUAUCUUUGACCUCCAUCUUACUUUUAAUCAUCUGAUGAAACUUUGUUUUAGGUAGUUUCCUUAGUUCCAGCAUCUCAUUGGAUUUUGGAUUUUGACCCAUUUUCCAGGUCUAUUUUUCAAUUAGAAAUUUUCACACAUUUGCAUGGAAAUAUGUUCAUUUCAUAUUGUAAAGUAAAGCGUAACAGGUUAUGGCAAAGCAGCAUAUUUAAUAUCAGCUCACAUAUGUAGGAUAAAAUUCCAAACUUCGUGUGUGUGCGUGUGUGUAUGCAUACAUCCAUAUAACAUAUAUCAAAAACUUAACCUUAAGUUUA
Messenger RNA from Sapajus apella (tufted capuchin), 923 nucleotides. RefSeq names its product transcription elongation factor A protein-like 8. Bases 212 to 550 code for a protein of 112 amino acids. The transcript has a single exon. NCBI's taxonomy places the organism in Eukaryota, Metazoa, Chordata, Mammalia, Primates, Cebidae. The record is from RefSeq and is a predicted model, not a curated record.